UCAGCUGCACCCAGCUGCAAAUAGACUCGCUAUCAUUUUCGCCUUCUUAGCCCCUUCCCUGCCUUCAAAUAACUCCUCUCACUCUCUCCUCACUCUCUCUACCCUAUUCACUCGGUCGACCACCCGCUUUCGGCUUGUGAUUCGCGCCACUUAAACAACCCUGGCACGUCUACAUCGGCAUAGGCCGAUUUGACUGGCUCCUCACUCACCAAGCACACACUCGGUGUCAUCCCUUGACUGACCGGCUCUAUUACUUGUCACCCACGCUGCCCUCGCCCCCAACAAAACAUACAUCCCACAUGGCGAUCCAAUAUCCCCGCGUCACCGCUUCGUCGGACAAUGCUGAACAUCACCGCUGUGCCCGCUGACAACUUCGGAGCUGUCUGCGUCUCUGUGUCCGUCCCGCCUCGCUGCUGAGAGUCGUGGCAUCCUAAAAGGAUGCUGGGGAAGCUCUUUAACCUCGGGACCGGCGCCGGGGCUGGGGCCUCGGCCACGGCGCAACCCUCCCAGAAGCCAGUCUCAUCUUUGGAAUCUGUCCAGGAAGACAUCCACACUCGGAACUUGCUAUUCCCCGAUGCCCAGGCCCUCUAUCAGCACAGACAUGACCAAGUGUAUCCUCUUUCAAGCGCCUCGCCUCUUCCGCCCCUUUCCUCCACCGCCUUUGACUAUACCGGCGAUCUGGAGCUCGAGGCGCGCGAUGUCCGCGUGAUCAUCAUGCAAGAUGCCCUCAGCUCUGUCACUGCUUCUCUGCUGUAUGACAGCCAACCUCCUCCCCCCGUUCCAGCGUCCUCGGGCGACCGCCCUUUCACAAUGGCGGGGACAUCACACUUCACUUUCCAGGAACCCCGUCGGACCCCGACGUCGCCGCGCAAGCCGAGCCUCACUCAAGGGCAGCGGCCCGUGGUCGUGCAACCGGGCAGCCCACAGCUGCGGCAAGGCGCUUUUGACCGGAGGCCUUCUGUCCACAGUCGCAACCAGUCACUCAUCGAAAACGAGUCCCAGCGGGCCUGGAGGGAGUACCGGGAGGAACUGACGACCUUUUCCAGCUGCAUCUUCGGCAACUCGGAGCUCAUGGCUUACAAGGGCACCUCGACCAAGGUCCAUGUUGUGCCGUCGGAACAGCGGCCCAGCGAGUCUUCGGCCUCCAUCAUUCGUGACGGCAGGGGUUCUGUUGGUCGGUCCAAUUUGAGAUCAAGUCGGCUGUCCCAAUCCUUCUCCUCCGAACACGUACCGCCGUUCAACGCGCCACCUACGCCAAGCUCAGCGCCGCGUCUUCAGGAGCGGAAGAAAGUCCUCAUAACGAGGUUGUUUCCAGUAAACCUGCCGACGGAUGAAGACGCCGCCAGUACCCCACAGAACCGGUUUUCGGACGACAACGCUGGCUACCUCUUCCCCAUGACUGGGGAAGAUAGCAAGACCAAGAAGAAGAAGGCUCAGCCAAAGCAGAAGAGGACGCCAAUGUAUGCGGUCGCCCUGAUCAUCAACCUUCCCCGGUGUUCCGCUCCGAUAGCUUCUGCGACCGUGCCGAGAUCGGGGUUCCGGGGGCCCGGCUCCUACACGGAACAAGACUCGUUCCCCUCCUCGUUCAACUCUGCCCGGCGCUCCGGCUGGUCAAUGGCCGGCCAGGCCGGAGGAUUUGGCUUUGAUUCCUUCGAUUCGACAUUCAGCACCGACAUGGAGGACCGCAUGGAUGCCAUCACUCAGCAUUGGGACAUCAUCAUGCGGACACUGACUCAUCUACAGUCCGUCCUUGCGAUUACUCUUUUCACCAUGCUCAGACAUAUCGAUCUGGCAUCCGCCGACCCUUUCCCAUCCCCCGUCGCCCAGCCAACGAACCAGCUUUCUCGCACAACUUCCCUAUCGGGCACGAAAAGUGAGGAUGGAACCUCGGUCAAGCUUCCCAAGACGAACGCGAAGCAUCUUAAUUUGCUCCCGAACUGCCUGAUGGAGAACCGAUGUAUUGGCGCCGAGGUCGAUCUUGCCAGAACGCGAAUUGUCGCUGGACUUCGAGCAACCCGAGCCGUCACGGGUCAAAAUCGAUGGGGGAUCUGGCGCGAGGAGGCUCGGUGGAUUGCAAAGUGGGCUGGCGGAAGAGAGCAGGGUUUCUUCUUCUUCAAUAUUCUGACGGGAUUCCUUGCUACCCAUACCGAUUGGCUCCAGGCUCUGGCUCCGCCAUCGUAUCGCAGGCGGCACUUCCUCCAGCAAAAGGCAAGGGCAGAUGAGGAUGCGUCCUUACCGGCGCGAACCGUGAUUGUGGCUCGCGACAAGAUGGCCGCCAGGCGACUUGUCUUCCUGCUGUCGGCUUUCCUGCCAGCGAACCAACAUGUCCCGAAUGUGCGGGCACAUCGGCCAAGCACGGCUGCCUCGUUCGGUACUUUGUCACAGUCUCCGCCUUCCUAUGUGGUGCCCAUUCUUAAGGAGGAGUCGCUUCGGCGGAAGAUCAACCGCCGCACAGGGCCACGGCGGGUAUCUCACUCCCGCAACGUCAGUCUGCAGGGCCAGGCUCGGGCAGGAGGUGUCCCACCAACCCUGGCACACCUCAGUAUGGAAGGGCGCCACGAGAGGAGAUCGUCCGAUGCGUCGUCCAUCAGGACAACUAAUUUGCCCAUCCCGGGCAGCGACCCUGCCAACAGGAAGAGCAGCGCCUUCGCGGCUGCGGCAAUCACGGCGGAGACGAGCAUACCGCACUUCUCGACCGCUCACCGGUCCGAAGCCUUCCGCCACCGUCGCCCAGGGAGCAGCGGCAGCAUGGCUACAGAUGAUCUCAAGCGCCUGGCGAGAGACGAUAGCGCAGGGCAGGACAGUCUAGCUAGCAGCGACUCGAGGCAAAGCUCGCGAUGGGGCAGCGUGAUCAGCGGCCUGUGGAGCGCGAGGCGCCGCGAGUCCGGAAGCACCGCCAUGGACGCACGAAGCACGCCCGGGGCUCGUAGCAAUGAGCCUAGUUCGCCGAUUAAGAAGUCCCCGCCGAGGGCAGAGCCGCCGUCCGGAAUGGUAUCUGAAGCACGGAUGGCCCGAAGCGCCAUUGACGAACAGAUGGGGGACGCUUCUAGUUCUCCCUCAGCAGGGCUGAAGACCCCAUUAACGCCUCGCAAAGUUACCGUGGAUCUUCAAACCACGCUGGAUGAGCCAGUGGCCCCCUCAAAGACAGAGCGGGUUCCCGACCCAUCGGGAGCCUUCGAAUCUCCAGUGAAGACCUCGAUCAACCUCGAUGACGGAAUUAUCGAUGUUGAUGUUCCCUUCCCCGACUAUCUGACAUCCUUCGAGACGGCUGUAAGUUCUCCAUCAAGCAGCGGGUUCCUGUCUACGCCAGGCAUGGGGUCCGUUCUAGAUGCCUUUGAACAGUCGAGCCGUUUGUCGACGGACGGAGAUGAGCCUCUCAACGUGGCUGGUUGGCUUCAGCACUACCAUCCCGACUUUGUGCUCCAGGCGGUCCCCGCUCAGGACGACCUCCUUGAGCAGGUCAAGGCUUCCCUGCGGGCCGAGCCGUCUCCGUUUAUAGUAGUGCAGCCGAUACUAGGUGAUUCAAGUGUGGAGCGAUGGAUGGAUAUCAGCACGGCCAUCAUCGCUGAUACAACUACAUUCACCAUCACCCGCAUCCGUUACCGCCGCCUGGUCAAGCCGAAGCCAAUGAUUGACCGCGGGACACCGCCGCUAUCGAGCUCCGUCAACACGUACAACUCGGCACUGCAAACUCCAGCCACGUCGACAUACGAGUUGCCCCCGGAAGACGAGUUCAUAGAGGAGCGCAUCGUCACGCUGGACGAAGUCCUCAUCGAAGCCGUCGAGAGGGUAAUUGCCUUCAGCGCCGACACGAGCAAGGGCAGCUCGGCGGCCUCGUCGAGGUCGGCGAGCAAGAUACGGGAGAGGAGCAACAGCGAGUCGACGCAGUCGGACGAGGCUCGCCCAGCACCCGCCGCCCUGUCGGCCUCGCAGGAGGUCCCGAGGGCACAAUGCAAGACGGUCAUACUCUCUGCGCUCGAGGAGAUCGUGCGGGAGGCCGCUGAGGUGCGGGACCGCGAACAGUUGGGCCAGUGCAACGGGAGCACAACCGGCCGGGAGAAAGAAAGUGCCUUGCGGGGAGCAGUCAGGGCGUGGUUGGAGAGCAUCGACCUUAGCGAUUGAUACCGCCGCCAACCCCCUGAACCCUUGAACCGGUGUUGUCGCUGUCGGCUCUGCGUCGAGAAUCCUCCCUAGGGGCGGUUCGACGUUUGGGUUUAUUUUCCAUUUUUUAUUCAUUUUCCUGUCCCCGCCGCUGUACAUGCUAGGACGGCUCCGACGUUAGAGCGAGCAUCUCGUGAUACCCCCAACUUUUCCCUUCAUCUUCUUGUUCUUUAUAUUGUACAACUUCCGCACAUAGCCAAGGGUUUGGCUUGUGUUGACGACGAUGG
Messenger RNA from Phialemonium atrogriseum, 4388 nucleotides. Its product is annotated as folliculin-interacting protein N-terminus-domain-containing protein. NCBI's taxonomy places the organism in Eukaryota, Fungi, Ascomycota, Sordariomycetes, Cephalothecales, Cephalothecaceae. Gene Ontology annotation, cellular component: cytoplasm. The record is from RefSeq and is a predicted model, not a curated record. The transcript has a single exon. Gene Ontology annotation, molecular function: ATPase inhibitor activity; protein-folding chaperone binding. Bases 439 to 4122 code for a protein of 1227 amino acids.